Diaporthe amygdali is the source of this 2532-nucleotide messenger RNA. RefSeq lists its product as uncharacterized. Gene Ontology annotation, cellular component: Golgi apparatus; early endosome; fungal-type vacuole. The coding region runs from base 1 to 2532 and encodes 843 amino acids. The transcript has 3 exons. Gene Ontology annotation, biological process: intracellular copper ion homeostasis; chloride transport; intracellular iron ion homeostasis. The record is from RefSeq and is a predicted model, not a curated record. Lineage: Eukaryota; Fungi; Ascomycota; Sordariomycetes; Diaporthales; Diaporthaceae. Gene Ontology annotation, molecular function: voltage-gated chloride channel activity.
AUGGAUUUACGGCGCCGGCCCUCGGUGACCUCGCGCCUCUCCUUUGCCGUUAGCAAUGCUGAGCGUGGCGAGUCCAUAGACGAGCCAGCUGUUGCAGCCGACCAGCAGAUCGAGGAGGAAAUCGCCGAGAUCAAAAGAUACGAGGUACCGUCCCUCCCUCUCCUUGGCUCCAAUCUCCUGCUGCACCUGGCUAACGAUGCGCCCAGGACUUCACAACCAUUGGAUGCCGCGCAAGAACGACUGCGCCGGAAAGCGCGCAGGAAGCGCACCGCCGGCCUCUACGACAGCGGCCAGGUCGACUGGAGGCACAAGCUCUAUGCCCUGUACGAGGCCGCGCAGGGCUGGAUCGUCAUCACCAUCAUCGGAGCUGCCAUCGGCUUGAACGCUGCCUUCCUGAACAUCAUCACGGAAUGGCUGUCUGACAUCAAGAUGGGAUACUGCACGACUGCGUUUUAUCUCAACGAGAACUUUUGCUGCUGGGGCGAAGAUAACGGCUGCCCUCAAUGGCAUCGCUGGACUGGAUUCGAGCCCAUUAACUACGUUGUCUACAUCAUCUUCGCGACCAUGUUUGCCUUCGUUUCUGCCACUCUUGUCAAGUGCUAUGCGCCUUACGCGGCUGGCUCGGGCAUUUCUGAAAUCAAGUGCAUCAUCGCUGGGUUUGUUAUGAAGGGGUUUCUGGGGUUUUGGACACUCCUGAUCAAGUCUAUCUGUCUGCCCUUGGCCAUUGCUUCGGGUCUGUCGGUCGGCAAGGAGGGGCCCAGUGUCCACUAUGCCGUUUGCACUGGCAAUGUCAUCUCGCGUCUAUUCGACAAGUACAGGCGCAGUCGCUCCAAAACCCGCGAGGUUCUGAGCGCAUGUGCUGCUGCAGGCGUGGCUGUGGCCUUCGGAAGCCCUAUUGGUGGCGUAUUGUUCUCCUUGGAAGAGAUGAGCAGCUACUUCCCCCUCAAGACCAUGUGGCGGAGUUAUUUCUGUGCCCUUGUGGCGACAGUUGUAUUGGCUUUCAUGAAUCCUUUCAGAACGGGCCAGCUUGUCAUGUUCCAGGUCACCUAUGACCGGUCAUGGCACUUUUUCGAGACGCCAUUUUAUAUCCUCAUAGGUGCCAUGGGAGGUCUCUACGGUGCCUUUGUCAUUAAGUGGAAUCUGCGGUACCAGGCGUUUCGCAAGAAAUAUCUGGCCAAGUACCCUGUUCUCGAGGCAACUCUACUGGCCACCGCGACUGCCAUCGUGUGUUACUACAACGUCUUCUUGAGAAUCGACAUGACAGAAAGUAUGGAGAUUCUUUUCCUCGAAUGCGAAGGGACGGAGGAUUACCAUGGGCUCUGUGAUGCCCCAAACCGACUCUGGAACAUCGCUUCCUUAUUCUCGGCAACUGUAAUCCGGAUCUUCUUCGUGAUCAUCUCGUAUGGUUGCAAGGUACCUGCAGGUAUCUUCGUCCCUUCGAUGGCUAUUGGGGCUUCAUUUGGCCGCGCAAUUGGCAUUAUUGUGCAAGCCAUCCACGACGCAAAUCCUGACAGCGUAUUUUUCUCAGCCUGCGACCCUGAUUUGCCCUGCAUCACGCCAGGUACCUACGCUUUCCUUGGUGCCGCGGCGGCACUAAGUGGCAUUAUGCACAUCACAGUGUCGGUUGUGGUCAUCAUGUUCGAGCUGACCGGAGCACUUGUCUACAUCUUGCCGACGAUGAUUGUAGUUGGCGUCACGAAGGCUGUCAGCGACCUCAUCGGAGGCGGAGGAAUCGCAGACCGUAUGAUAUGGUUCAGCGGAAUGCCCUUCCUUGACGGCAAGGAAGAGCACAACUUUGGCGUGCCUGUUUCGCACGCCAUGACUACGGAUGUGGUCUUCUUACCCAUGUCCGGGUUGACACUUCAGCAGGUGAAGCAGUUGCUCGCCAAUGGGAAGUACCAAGGAUUCCCUGUUGUAGAAAACGAGCAGAACAAGAUUAUCGUGGGGUACAUCGGUCGCACGGAGCUGCAGUACGCCAUCAACCGCCUGAAGAAAGAUCGAUCCUUGAACCCACAAGCGAAAUGCACCUUUGCGUCCUCCAACACCACGGUGGCACCUACAACACCAUCCGCGACACCAUCAGUUACCGUACUCUCCGAUCCGAUGUCAUCAACCUCGAUCGAUUUCUCCCGUUACGUAGACUUGACACCCGUAACGGUCCAUCCCCGCCUGCCACUGGAGACAGUCAUGGAGCUGUUCCGCAAGAUUGGGCCGCGAGUCAUCUUGGCCGAGCAUCACGGCCAACUGAAAGGCCUGUUGACGGUCAAGGACUGCCUCAAAUAUCAGUUCAAGGCCGAGGCUUCCGAGAAUCCCCGGGAUGACCAGCACCUCGCGCAGUCACAGGAGAAGCUCUGGGGAGUGUUCCAGCAGGUCGCGGGCUGGGUGUCGUCCAAGGUGAACAGUGCCUCUGGCGGGCGGAUACGUUUGAGUAGCAGUGCCGAUGAGGGAGAUGGCUUCAUCAUGGACGGGACUGAGCAGCUAGAUGACGAGGGAGUUGAGUUGGAGAGUAGAGUGCAAGACGACAGGCGUUAG